Marasmius oreades (fairy-ring Marasmius) is the source of this 638-nucleotide messenger RNA. RefSeq lists its product as uncharacterized. NCBI's taxonomy places the organism in Eukaryota, Fungi, Basidiomycota, Agaricomycetes, Agaricales, Marasmiaceae. The transcript has 4 exons. Gene Ontology annotation, molecular function: metal ion binding. The record is from RefSeq and is a predicted model, not a curated record. Bases 15 to 638 code for a protein of 207 amino acids.
AUUCUCUGAACUCAAUGACCAGCCGCGAACACGAACUCACUACUACCAUCUUCAUCAACUCCCUCUCACUGCUUGAAUCACACCAGCUAUCCGAGGGCGACUUCUGCCCGAUAUGUCUCGUCCCCUUUCAAGAUAUCCUCAACGAAAAGCCGAUCUCGGAGGAUUCUGCUAUUGGGGUUACUCAGCUGGAAUCCUGUGGACAUAUAUUUUGCUUGAAAGAUCUCGUAGAAUGGAUCAGAGGAAUGCACGGAAACUGUCCGACCUGUAGACACAAGUUCCUGGAUAUACAACCUCCGUCAGACUCGGAUGACGAGUCCUCCGACGGUGGAGAGUAUAUUCCGGGUCCCGAUGAUGAAGAAGAAUCGCUAUACAAUUAUAACGACAUUGAAGCUGACAAUGAACUACUUACCGACGCAGACGACAACGCGUUCGAUAUGGAAACAGACGAGCUGGAGUUUGACAUUCACAAUGCCUGGGAACAAGACGGAGACACAGACCCUGACACAGAUGGCGAUUCGUCCGUGAUAGACUCGGACGAAGCUUUCCAAACCGAUGAUGGAACUAUAUCAAUACACGAGGAAGAGGAGUUGUGUCGUGGAAUCAUGGGCGACAUCCGCGAUGAUGUAGAGCAGAAGUAA